AUGGACGUGCCGUUCAUUUCCUCAGGUGCAAUUAGUAGGGCUCAUUAUGCUCUCGUCCGGAAAGUGGAAACAGCGCCGUCUCCUCAAGUAGCGGACCAAUAUCUCCUGGACGAGGUCGACGCCGUCCGAGACCAACUGGCACGGUCGACGUUGACUUUGGUAUGUCGCUGGUGUUUAUGUUAUCCUUCGCAUCCUGACUCAGGUCAGAAACAAUGCAAAGAAUACUUGAUAAUACUUUUGUAUUGCACGACGACCGUACAUUCGGCAGACAUAGACCUUGACUUCGCAUUACAUCAUGCUAUCACUCUUGCUGAGAGUGGCAAGAUCGUUCAGGACAAGAGGAUAGGCUAUCUGUUUUGCAAGGAGAUUAUGCCGCUCGACCACGAACUGCAACUAAUGCUCGUGAACACCUUGCGCAAGGAUCUGGAAAGCAUUGACAUUUCGCGCAUCUGUCUUGCACUCGAUAACCUCAUACAAUCUGCGACCGAGGACGUGAUUCCUGCCAUACAGUCUCGCCUGACCGACUUAUUAUCUCACAACUCGAUGCAUGUGCGGCGACGCGCCUUGCUAGCUUUCCAGAGGCUUUCCCGUUACAGUCCAGGGAUUCUUCAAGGAAUCACCAGUAAAUUGCAAAAACGACUGACUGAUUCGGACCCUGUGGUCGUCAGCGCAGCCCUCACAGCUUGUUCGGAAUCGAACAAGGCAGGACUGAUAUCAGCAGAUAAGUACCAUGCCCUCCUAUCAAGGCUUCUCGUAUCCGAAUGGCGUAAUCAUCCCGACCCCGCCAAGAAUCCAUUACUUCUCAAGAUCAUCAAUGCCUUACAUAUUAUUUCUUCCACAGCGGCCCUCUAUCAAUGUUUCUUGGCACUAGCGAAUACCUCACCUGAGCUACUAUCCGCUGUGCAAGAAUCGAGGGGCCGGAAGUUCGUUGAGGGCAUACGUGGUUUGCUAACAUCAAAUGAGCCAAAUGACAUCUAUCUAUUUGUCGCUUGCCUGGAGUGCCUCGAUAGCCAAUUAUGGGCAGGCACUGACUCGGAUGUUCCUGUAGUUCUGGAAGAAUGGGAGAUGGAGCGCGUAAUGAAGCUGCUCGAUUCUGACGAUAGAUGCAUUCGCCAGAAGACCUUACGCAUCCUACAACGAAUCGAGACCGCUAUUGUGGAGGGAUACUACUCGCGCAUACUCCAGGGUGACCUGCAGCUGUCGCACAUGCACAACACAGACGAGACGUGUAAGAGACUGCUAGAAAUCAUCGAAGUGAUAUCUAGCGGGGAUAGCGAGCUAUAUGUUCAGCACGUGAAGAAUAUAUUACAAGCUGUGGAGGGCGACACAGCCAUGGAGUUGCGGCACGUAUUGCAAGAUACUGUUGAAGAACUGCUUGUUUAUAUCAGGGAUGCGGAUAUUUCAUUCCGUAGCGGUUGCAUCGGCAGCUUAUUCGCCAGUGUUAUUGCACAAGAUAGCCAGAUAGGCCCCACGAUGAUGAUUGUCCUUGUUGCGCUUGUCACUGAGUUCUUGUCGCUUUCACCGACGUCACCCAUGAACCUUCUUGUUGGGAUUAGCAGACGACUCUCAUCAUACUCAGUAUCUAUUCAAGAUGCCUGCCUACUCUGCAUGAUUCGUCUUGCAGCCGAAUGUGACGACGUGCCAACCGAGGUCAUCGACACGGUACGCAAGCUGCUUGAACGUAGCGGAAGGUACAUCAGACGGCGCUGUGAUCAGUUUAUUAAUUUGUCCCUACACAAAAGAGCUCUUCGAGACAUCGUUUCAUCGGCGAGAUCUACUUCUCUCCCAGAUUUUUUGGCUGCCUUGGAAGCGCAAGCACCCAGUGUCACGUCAUCUUCGAACCGUUCACCCUCUCUGCAUACAGCACAAUCGCCCGAACGUUCGGUAUCUCGCACAUCUAAUCCCACACAGAAGCUACGCUAUGAAGCGUACGAGCCUCCAAAGCCAGCUCCGCGUCUCCGGCGCUAUAGCAGCAGCAGCUCACGAGCCUCAGACGACGGAAGCUCCAAGUUCGUCGGCGAGUCGCAAGAUGGGCUCGCCCGGACUAUCACACCUGGAGACCUUGCACUCGCAUCGCGUAGAGACCUCAAGACAAUGUCCACUGGCUCGCCUGCUCCGGCAAACAGUCUACCCGUCGUGCAAAUACUGGAUGAAGAUGACUCCGCCACUCGUGUCGAUCUAAUCGCUCUUGACUCGCCCUUCGUCUCUGAGCCUAUGCAGCCAAUUUCAGCCGUGUUGGAGGCAUCGGAGCCAGACUUUGAAACAGUUUGGAAUCGUCUUGCUGAUCACAAUGCCCGAGGAUGGUGCGAGGCGUCUAUCGAUGCCGUCGUGCGACGAUUGCAGGGGGUGCAACGUCGUCUUAAGGUCAUUUCGGAGGAUCAAGAUCCGUUUAAAGGCGAACUGAAGAUCCUAGUAUUGCCUUCAGUAGCUCAAGACUCCCGGGUGGCUGUACUUCGCCUGAAAGCAAGCGAUGACGACAGUUGUCUCUGGCGUUUGCGAUGCCAAGAUGAUUCAUUGCUCAAGAUGAUCCGGGGGAUGUUGGCAGAAUCGUACUAGAUAUGUCAUGAGACUUCUUGAUUGUUUGUCAUGUG
Messenger RNA from Postia placenta MAD-698-R-SB12, 2591 nucleotides. RefSeq lists its product as hypothetical. The transcript has 14 exons. Gene Ontology annotation, molecular function: cargo adaptor activity. Gene Ontology annotation, cellular component: membrane coat; AP-4 adaptor complex. Gene Ontology annotation, biological process: receptor-mediated endocytosis; intracellular protein transport. NCBI's taxonomy places the organism in Eukaryota, Fungi, Basidiomycota, Agaricomycetes, Polyporales, Adustoporiaceae. The record is from RefSeq and is a predicted model, not a curated record. Bases 1 to 2556 code for a protein of 851 amino acids.